CAAUGAAUGAUUCAUUUUUGCAGACAUCUGAGAGGACUUUAGAUGCCCCAGAUAUUUUGGAUGAUUACUACUUGAAUCUACUAGAUUGGGGAAGCAUCAAUGUUCUCUCUAUUGCUCUUGGCAGUACUGUUUACCUGUGGGAUGCUUCUGAGGGCAGCCUUGCUUAGCUCUUUAAGUGAGAAUUUAAAGAGUAACUCUUCAGACCAAUGAGUGUUUUCAUGCUAUUUAAAAUUUCUUUUUAACUCUUAAAAUCAUUGCUGUGGAACAAGAGUGAGAUCGAGUUGCUUAGCUCUCAUGGGUUUACUAAGAAUCAGCUCACGCUCUGGAAAUACCCACCCAUCAAUGGUUAAAAUGGCAGAGCUUACGGGACAUACCUCUCGAGUUCUUUUUAUGGCUCAGAGCCCAGAUGGUUGCACUGUUGCAUCUGCUGCAGGUGAUGAAACACUAAGAUUCUGGAAUGUUUUUGGAACCCCUGAAGUCAAAAAACAGGUUCCCAAGUCUAACCCGGAGCCGUUCGCUCAUGUUAACUGAAUCCGUUGAUGCCCGAUUUACUAUAUGCUCGAUGUAAUCUCGGUGCUAUUGGAGGCUUUCAAGACAAGGGGUUCAAGCAUUUGUUAGGCACUACUCAAAAGUGAAAGUUGAAUGCGAAGGGGAGGGGAUGGAAUGCUUAGGAUAUUGAUCUAUCUCUGAUGAGAUAAUGCUAUGGCUAAAAUGAUAGUGAUGCAAGUGAGCUGACAGUAGCGUAGUGGAGGAUGAAGAUAUGGCUGAAAAUGAGGUGCACAUACGGCGUAGCAAAUGUGACAGGAAGGCUCUGGUUUGGCAAGAUGAUUAUGAUAUUUAUUACUAGUUUAUAGUUUUUAUAUUGUGUAGUUAAUAAUUAAAUGAGCGUAAAUAAGAGCUCCUUUCCCAAAUCAUAGAGUUGCUGAACCCCCUGACUCGGAUGGGCAUUUUAGUCCAAGCAAAUUACGACUCUUUUUUGCCAAGCGGCAUCAAUAUAACCCUAGAACAGUUUGAAGCGAACCAUUCUCAAUCCCCUUCCGUUCUUUAUUCUACAUUCAAUUUUGAUUAAAUUUGUUGAUCCCUUAACGGUCUAAUAUUGUUUUUGCAGGUCCUUUUCUUUCCGAAUAUAUAUUUCUGUUUACAGCUGUUGUUUUUCGCUUCUUUUUUUUGUUUGUGUGUUAUUAACGUGAUGGAUGCAGGAUUAAGAAACUCUAUGUCAUCGAACAUGACUGGAUCCAGUCGUUUUCCUCUUCAGGAGCAGUAUCGUCAGAGAAAAAGCUCCCAUGAAAAUGUAUGU
Cuscuta campestris is the source of this 1297-nucleotide messenger RNA. Lineage: Eukaryota; Viridiplantae; Streptophyta; Magnoliopsida; Solanales; Convolvulaceae. The record is from the annotation of a GenBank genome assembly.